This is a messenger RNA of Rotaria sp. Silwood1, 771 nucleotides long. The record is from the annotation of a GenBank genome assembly. NCBI's taxonomy places the organism in Eukaryota, Metazoa, Rotifera, Eurotatoria, Philodinida, Philodinidae.
AUGGAUACUGGAGAUUUAAAUUUACCUGCUUGUAAAUAUCAACUUGAGCAAGUCGAAUUAGCACUCAAAGCAAAACCAGAUGAUCCUGAAUUACUCAAACUGAAACAAGAUCUUGAAGAAGUCAUACAAAUAACAGCUGAAUUACUCGGUUGUGAUCCAUCCAUCUUAAAUUCUGAUGAAACAGCAACAACAUUAACGAAUUAUAAUGAAAUAGCAUCUUCCAGUUAUUCAUCAUCAUCACAAUUAAAUAAUACAACAGCAUCAUCAUCAUCAGCUCGUUCAGCUAUUAAAUGGAAAACAGGUGAUCGAUGUUUAGCACCUUGGAAUGAAGAUGGAAAAUAUUAUGAAUGUACGAUUGAUGAUGUACUUGAUGAUGGAACAUGUACAAUUGUUUUUGAUGGCUUUGAAUCAGCACCAUUAACGAUAGUUCGAGCAUCAAAAUUAAAACCAUUCGAUCGAACCCGUUCUGAUUUUAGUGGUAUAAGAUCAGCUGCUAAUCGAGCCAAAACAAAACGAGAAUUAGAACAACGAUUACGUGAACUUAAACGUCGAAAAAAAGAGAAGAAAGUGGCAAAACUAAAGGAAUUCGAAGAAGAACGUGAAAAAGAUAAAAAACGAUGGACAGAUUUUAAUUCUAAAUUAACUGGUCGAACAUGGAAAGGUGUCGUCUCAAAGUCAAUGGUUAAAACUGAUAAACGAACUGAACAAUUACAUGGUACAACAAAUGGUUAUUUAAUAUCAAAUUAUAAACCAGCUCAACCACGACCAUAG